Messenger RNA from Linum trigynum, 10251 nucleotides. The record is from the annotation of a GenBank genome assembly. Lineage: Eukaryota; Viridiplantae; Streptophyta; Magnoliopsida; Malpighiales; Linaceae.
CUCUCGUUUUCCUUCAUCUUCAUUUUCUAGUGUGUCAAUGAUUAGAAAGACUUUCCCUUUGAGCAAUGAUUAGAUUCCAAACAAGAUAUGGAAUGAACACACUACACAAUAGUAUAUUGUUAUAAGCUUGCUGCUGCGUUCCUUACGCUUUAGCGCCUGCAAAAGUCGAUCUCAAUGGAAGGAGAUUCUUGAUUUAGGAAUUCGGAUUGUGAUCACAUUCAGAGGUAAUUUAGGAAAAGUAAGUUAUUUAUGUUUGUUUUUCUCCCUUCGCCAACAACUCAGUCAACAUGGUGUUAGGUUGUUGGUGUUAUUCGUUCACGAGCAACAACGACAAAACACCACCAAGUGUUAUCGGUUAAUUGUCGGCUAAUGUCUGACGAUAAUGGAAGGUAGUGACAUGCGAUUGUAUGUUGUGCCAGUAUCAGAAAAAUAGACGAUUCAUCGUCUUCCUAUGACCAUGUUCAAAUAUGAGUACAUAAUAUGCUCACUUUUUUCUCCUUUUUUUUUUUUUUUUUUGUUGAUGAUUGAGGUCUGCCAGUUUGUCAACGACAGCAUGUCAUGUACAGAUACAAAAACCAUAUAUUAUGGGUUGCUUAAAGUGCCAAUUGUUGGCGAGUGGUUUAUGUGAAGAGAAUUGUUAUCUGUUUGGUAAUGCUUGUUUGGUUUCUCUGGCUAAAAAAUGGACACCUGAUUGAUAGCCGUUUGUUGUUUUUCCCUCUUCUCAUACCAUACGACUUGACUCUCAUUACCACUUAUGCGAAUUCUAUUUUAGACAGCCAUUUCUAGAAGGGUUUCCGGUGAGAGAUCACUGAAUUCGAAUUUGAAACCGUUUUUAUGAUGACGAAUGAUAUAAGUUUUGUUGAGUUAAACUUACUUUCAUGAUACGUACAAGGGUUUGGCCUAGUGAUAAUAUCAUUAGCCUAAAACCUGGAGGUUCCAGAUUUGAAUUCCUUCAGUAGUACCUUAAUCACAAAAAUUUAAAUCUAUAUCACCCUUAUAAAAAAAACUUACUUUCAUGCUUUCAAACUAUAGGACGUAUACUCCGUCCGCUUGAAGUUCAUUGUAAAGAUAAAAUGGAAAUUGAUUUCAUUCCGGAAUAGAUCACUUCUAUCUCAUUGAUUUAUGUCUUAUGUUUUUCCUUCUAUCAUUAUAAAAAGCUACAUAUGCCGAUUGUAAACUUCAUUAUCCGUCCACUUGAAGUUCAUUGUAAAGAUCAAAUCGAAAUUGAUUUCAUUCUGGACUAGAUCACUUCUAUCUCAUCGAUUUAUGUCUUAUGGUUUCCCUUCUAUCAUUAUAAAAAGUUACAUAUGCCGAUUGUAAUCUUCAUUAUCCGUCCGCUUAAAGUUCAUUGUAAAGAUCAAAUCGAAAUUGAUUUCAUCAUGGACUAAAUCACUUCUAUCUCAUCAAUUUAUGUCAUAUGUUUUCCAUUCUAUCCUUAUAAAAAGUUACAUAUGCAGAUUGUAAUCUUCAUUCUUGGUGAGCGACUUGUUCUCCAAGCAGUACGAAACUGGUAAGAGUACAAGAAGAUAAAUAAAACAAUCUAGGUAUUGUCACCAAAAUAUAGAAAUAGAAUUGGAAAGGUUCUCUGGCAUCAAAAUCUUCUUUGUCCCAAGUUUUUCAACUUUUUCUUGUCCUUUUCCGCAGAUGGGGAUCUUUCUCUUGUUACCACAGUGUUGUCCGUUUGUGCCUGUAGUUUUCAUACCUGGGAUAAAUUAAGGACAAAAAUAAACAUUAUAAGGAAUCCCAAAUUGUAGGUUUGAAUUUAAUAAAUUGUAAUUUGCAUUUUGUGACCAUUUGAAUCCAAAUCAUCUAUUAAAAUAUUCAAUUCAUUCAAUCUAAAUUUCAUUGAAUUGGUAGAUUAAUAGAUUAAUAUAUUCUUUCUUAGCUAAGCUUCAAUUUUGUUAUGAAAAAUAGUCAUAAAAUUACGUUGGAACCUAAAGUUUUUAUAAUUAUAUUUUAGUAUCUAAAUUUUUAUAAUGAUCAAAUUUUAUGUCAUUUUGGAUCCAUAAAUCAAAUCCACAAAUGAAAAUCACCAAACCACAAAUCCAUUUACUCCAAUCCAUAAAUCACCAAUCCAAUUCAAUUGUUAUCUCCAAUUGUAUUCAUAUAAAUCUCAUCCUACUCUGCUAAAUGUUCAUAAUAGUCGAGGUUUAUCGUGUUUGAAUUUUGAUGGAUUUUUCCUAGUAAAAAACCAGAAAGAGAAUAAGAAGAAAACUUUAGGCUGCUUGGGAAAACCUUUGCUUGUAUAUGUGGGUCAGAAGUCAGCCGAACCGCGUGACCGGUAAAAGGAAAAGAAAGCGAUCGGGUGAGUGGUCCUGAAUCCUGGUUACAUCUCUCUCGCAAGCAAAGCCACAGCCCACGGGAUUCUUGAGAGCGGUCUUAAUUGGCCGGCCGAACCACUUUCCACAAAAGGAUCACAAUCCUGCGAGCUGGUUUCGGUCAAUUUUUAGGCCUACCUUUCGAUAAUUGAAUGAAAGAUGAGUCAAUACUCAAUUGUUAUGUUUGCGUCCUAUGCCCCACCCCAAGCUGGUUUCUUUCUAUGGUCCACCCACUGUUCUGGUUUGGCUUUUCUUUACCCAUUCCACCCCGCCAAAGCCUUCGUCGCUGUCAAACUUUGGCACGAUGCUUACUUAGUAUGCAUACGCACUUGCUGAUAUCGUUGGAUUGUGCUUUUCGUUAUAUCGUUGAAUGUAGUAAGUUGUUGUUUGUAUCCAACGGUUAAUCUAAAGCCUUUGUUUAUGCAUCACUCCGCUUGAAAAUAUUAACCAAUUUUGAUAAAUUUGGUUAGUGGGUUUACAAUAAUGUUUUUAAGCAUGUGCGUGUUCACGUUGUUGAGUUGCUCAUCGUGUCAUCACAUUUAUGAGAUUCAUGGGAAUGUCGAUCCAUGUAAGUGACUAACAUCGGGUGCAUCCACCGACUAUGUAGUGCAGAAUAAUACACUAUUUGAUACGCUCGAUCCAACAAUGUAAAAAAUAUGCUUCGUACCCGGGGUGACCUGCCCCUAGAUCUGCCACCGCCCACUAGGUGUAUUUAUUUCCUCCUUGAUUGUUUCGUUAAAGUAAACCUCAACAUAUGGGCGUUUAGUUAGGAAUGGCAAUGGACAGGUCGGGGUGGGUGUCUCGUAAUUCAUUUAACCUCAGCUAUUUAAAACUUCAUUGUAGCUAAUACAGAAGGUAAUAAAAGUAAAAUUUCUAAGUAAUUUCAGUAAAAAUUACAUGUAAUUUAGGCAAAACCAAGGUUUGUGAAACCGUACCGGAAAAUUAAGUGGUUGGGUAUUUUGUAGUAAAGCCGGGAUUCAACCGUUUCCUACCGCUAAAACCGCUUACCAUUUUGAGUUCGGUAUCCGGUAUUUCCGGUCGGUAGGGUUUCCUAGACAUCCAUGCAUCACAUAAUAAAUCAGGGUUUGUCAUCCUACUGCUAGUGGACAGCUCAAAGCUCAUCUUGAUGCUCACUUUUCUACUAAUUAUGGUUCUAGGUUCAUGUCUGUAUAUGUUGACAAUUAGAACGGAUGAUUCGAGAGAAUUGAGUCUUUUUAUUUUGUGAUCCCAUUUGUCCACGUCCAAACUGUUAUAUGUUGUUCUCUACUAUGAUUUGCGAAUUGUGCUGUUACCCAAACAACCGAAAAAAAUUUAAAACAAGAAAUGGGAUCUUGAGAGUGACAACUGACAACCCCAAAGUAGUCGCGACAGUAAGUCAGUAACGAAAUUAGUACUUUGGUUUAUAAUAAUCCUAGGAACACAUAUGCUCGAUGGAACUCUAUUUUGGCUUUUCUCUUAUAAAAGAAAGAAGUAGAGACCUCUUUUAAUUUGUUUGUUCUUGAGAGAAGGAACAACAACAAAAAAAAAAACUAAUUCUUUGUUGUUGUUAGUAUCGGGAUAAUAUGUAAAUGUUAGUGCAUCUUGGUUGUUUUUCUUUACAUUAUUUAUGAACAACUUCACAACCUAUAAUCUCUGAGAAUUAUAAUUUGUAAUUGGAAUUAUCUUCGGAUGUGAUUUGAAAUAUUUGAAUUUGCUUCGAGAGAUUUAUCUGAUUGAAAAUUGAUGUGUAACUAUUUUUAUUAGUAAAAAAGUUUAAAAAUGAUAUUUCAUUUUCAGUUUUACGUUGGGAAAGAAAAUAACGUGAAAAUAAUUUUCACAUAAUUUAACUCCUGGGUGCUAGAAAUUCUAAAAAGGAUGGUUGGAAACGGGUUUAUGAACAAGAAAUUUCAUUUCCAAACACAAGAAUUAUUAAUGAAAUUCUACAAAUAUGAAAAUUAAAAAUCGAAUUCCAUGGACACGGAUAAUUUGCCUGAUGAUGGAGACGGUAGGCCAGCCUCCAUAAUAGACCAUUUUCUCAAACCUCAUAUUCCAACUAGUCGUAGCUGCUUAUUAGUUGAUUGUUCAUCAAAUUGAUAAUAUUAACCGGUCAUUGCUUCAUUCAAAUUUGCAUGAAUUUCUAUAAUAUUUAUUAAUUGUUUUUAUGAAUAUUAAAAAAAAAAGUGGAAGAGGGAAUCCCUAUAAUUUUUUUGCUUUUCACCAUAGCAGCCAGCCUCCCAAGGUGGCUUGGUCUCCAAGUCACGUUAUGCCUUAUAGAAUGGCGAAACCCUAUUGUUUACUCUCCAUUAUAUUCUCCUCCCUCAAUUCUUUUCAAUUUCUUUCCCUAGCCUACUUACGUUAUUCUUUGAUCAAAUGAUUUACCAACCAGCUCUUGCCUAAUGCAUAAUUGCAUAUUGUAUUUUGGGUUCCCCUUAAUCCAUUGUCUUGGUAAUCAAAUUGACUAAAUUGCUAGACUGCAAAAGGAGUUUUGGGUUUUUAGUUCUCUGUGUCAUUGCUUGUUAGAUUUCUGUGUGGUCUGGGACAAUGCGAUUGGUGGACGAAUGUAAGUGUUGAAUUGUUCUGUGCCAUGCAUGAUACAACUUUCAACAUUUCGGGAAACAAGACUUUGAACAAUUUUAGUUAUGGUCAAUACGGGGAAAAGUAAAAAAAGAAAAAAAAAACUUCCUAUAUAUGGCAUUACUAGAUAUAAUUAAUACGAGGACUUACGAAAGAAAACAAGCACUAUGAAAUUAUUAUGUCAGUCGGUUUAACGUGAUUAUAAUUGUAAUGUUGGUCUAGUGGGUAUUAUAAUUGUAAUUAAAUGAUGUCCAUUAGAUAUAUUAUAACAUUACAUUUUUAUCGAACAAUGAUAUUAUAGUGAGAUGAUAUUGAACCCCGACUAUCCAAGUAAAAAAUCCUUUUCUUAAUUUACUCGUAGAGGUGGCAAUUUCAAUCCAAUCCACCAAUCCAAUCCAUCAAUCCAUUAAAAAUAUCCACCUAAUCCAAUCCAUUUUAUCCAAAUCCAAUUGGAUUUGUGGAUUCAUGGAUCAUUGGCAAAUUACGGUUUAGUACCUAUAAUUUUUAUUUUUUACAUUUUGGUACCUAAAAUUUAAUUUUUUAUACAAAAAAUAUCAUUGGAAAAUUACGUUUUGGUACCUAAAAUUUUUCAUUAUGACAUUUUAGUACCUAAUCUUUUUACAUAUUGGUCUUUGGUUGAGGAUGUCAUUUGGAUUCAUGGAUAAUCCACCAAUCCACUUGAUCCAAUCCAUGAAUCCACCAAUCCAUUAGAUCCAAUCCAUUUGAUCCAUGAAUCCACCGAUCCAAUCCAUUUGCCACCUCUAUUUACUCGUCAUCACAUAAUUUAUGUAAAAUCCAAGCACUGCAUUUGGCAAAAAAAGAAAAAGGGUAAUAAUGCGUUUUAGACUUUAGUGAGUUUCUAGGAAAUUGACUUUUUAAUUAAUUACAAGGAAGAAAAUUCCGGGACGACACGACACACGUUUGCCAAUUUGAAGUACAGAACAGAAGUACAACAAUUCUAGGUUUUGAUUUCUUUACGCGGGAGAUCGCUUGUACAAGGAACCUGCUCGAAUAUUCUAGCACUGUAAUCUUCCGCUUCUUUUCUCCGGUUUUCCACCCGUGUGCACAUAUAUGUACAUUUACAAGAACAAUGAUAAAAAGUUAAAAACCUAAUAACCUAUAUAACGUUAAAGUAAAAAAAAAAAAAAAGAUAAUAAACCCCAAAAGUUACCAACUUUUAGUUAAAUGUCCAACAAUAUCCAGAUAGUAUUCUAAUUUUUUGGAUUGGAGGAUUAGAGUUUCACUAGAAUCCUUGAUUGUUUUAUCUCUUUCAACUUAGAAUAAUAGGAAUAAUUAAUACAAAUGGAAAUACAACACGGUAACAGUGAAAUGAAGACAUAAUGUUUGACAACUAAAAAAUGGAAACGAGACAUCAUCUUUUAUACCCAAAAAUACACGUUGAGGUUAAUGAUGAUAUGGUGCCUAAGCAUCAAAACCACACCCCUACAAUGAAUAGAGAGAAUGUGGGUUAUCAUUCUAUUCUAUUUGCAAUCACACUCUUCUACUAGAUAAAUCGAGACAACUUCGUUCAAUUGUAUGAGCAAGUCAUCUAUGAUCAAAAGUGUAAGAGGGCUUAUUUACAUUUGUUAAAAAUAAAUAGAGGUAUCCAUUAGUAAAGUAAAAAAUAAUAUCAAAGGGGGCCCGAGAAACGGUGACAACGCAAAUUUUAGAGCUCGUUCGAGAAUUGGAGUCUAAAUCUCUAAAUUGUAAACAAUCCAAAAUUCUAAUUAUUUGGAUUGUUGAAAAAAAAAUUAAAAUUCUCAUUGUUUUGUAAUUGCAUUGUUAACAUCCAAUACAAAUAGAAUUUCUAUUUUUUUUAGCAAUUGACACAUUUAGUGUUAAAGCAAAAUAAUCAGAAUGACUCAAAAAAAUCUUGAGAUUUUAUUGGCAAGGAUAUUUAGUGGGAUAAAUAUAAAGAAAGAGAUAAAGUGGGAGGAAAAAAAAUCUUAGAAAUCCAUAUACAGAAUCACUUUGAUAAUCAACGAUUUAAUAUCUUUAAAUUUUAGAGAUUUAAAAUAUCUUAAACUAAAAUUCACCAUUAAAAAAACAACAUUAAGAAAAAACAUAAUAUUCUAUUUACAAACUCAAUAAAUCUAUAGACCGAAUUCUCCAAUUACUUCAUCAAAAGAAAACAAUUUGCUUUCCUGAGCUGUUUUACGCUCUUAAUUUCCCUUGUCCACAAAGUAACAAUAAAUAACCUUUACAAAGAACGAAAUUAACGAAACACUAUCGAAUCAAAACCUCAUUCCCGUCUACAUCCAUUGCCGCUCCCCAAAUCCCUGUCUCUUUCAUCUUAUCCAGUUUUCUCUCUGUUUUUACCUUUUUACCAUGCCUUACUUGCCCACGAAGCAACAGAAAGAAACAAACGAAAACCGAAGGCCAUAUUCGUCAUUUUCAUCUCCAGCUCCUGCCUCCGACGUUUAUAUGAACCCGGCCUUCUCCUCCUCCUAAUUUCUCAAAAUCUUUUAGGGGGUUUUUCUUUUUCUUAAUAAAACCUCUCUUCUCCUUCCUUGCUGAAUAUUUGAAAAAUUAUCACAUCAUUUGCCUUCUUCCCUCCUCCGUCAAUCGUCCACCGCGCCCGCGGCGGCGCCCUGUUGAUUUAUUUCGGCAUUAGCAAUUUCUGUACAAAAGAGAGAGAGCCUGACCGGGAGAGGAAACAAUUAGUUUUUUCCCCUCCUUUUCUUUUGCCCCGUUCCUGAUUCCAGGUUUGAAUGUUAUCGGAGAAAGCCUCGAAGUCGGAGUUCUCCAUACGUAUAGUUUGGAGGGAAAUUAUGAUGAGCUAACAUUCAAUUCAUUUCCCUGCCGUAAUAAUAUAAAAGGAAAAGAGGAAAAUUGAAUUCAAUUGUUGAUUGUUCGGAGGUUCUUUUAGGGGUUGGGUUGGGGAGCGAGGCUCGUGGGUUGGGGUUUGGCUCCCGCCGGCGGAGAUCCUCGAAACGACGGCGUGAGGGUUUGCGGCGUCGUUUCAUUGGAGGAGGAAGGGGAGAGAGGUAGAAUUCGGCGGAAGAGAAGAUGUGUGCGGCGGCGGCGACGGGGGAGUGGUGGGGGAGAGAGAUAGUUGGGCAGAUCGGGGGAGGGUUUAGCCACGAGAGCGAGCAUGAUUUGGCUCUCAUGGUCAGCGAUUUCCUCGAGAACGGCGGCAGCAGCGGCGGCGCUGAGUCCUGGUGCAGUAGCGACAGCGAGUCGGGUCUCUCCGAUCUCCAUUCCCUUGCCCAUAAAAUUACGUUCUAUAAACACUCGGUGACCCGCUACGAGAGCGAAUUGCUGUCGCUGGUGCAUUCUCUUAUCGUCUCCAUCAAGGAGACAGACCUUCAUCUCGUGGAGUCAGGUUCUUGCAAUGCCAGCUGCAUCAGAUUUUCCUUGGUGAAGCUCCUGAGGUUUUCUGGAUAUGAUGCUGCUGUCUGUUCAUCUAAGUGGCAGGGUGCUGCCAAGGUCCCAGGAGGUGAUUACGAAUAUAUUGAUGUGAUCAGCCUCAGCGAAGCUGGAAUUUCAGAACGUCUGAUCAUAGACAUCGACUUCAGAAGCCACUUUGAAAUAGCUAGAGCGGUCGACUCGUACGACCGCAUACUACAGCUACUUCCUGUAGUUUACGUGGGGUCAUUGCCCCGGCUGAAGCAGUAUCUUCAGGUCAUGGUCGAUGGAGCCAAGUCAUCGCUGAAGCAAAACUCAAUGCCUCUUCCACCGUGGAGAUCCCUGGCUUAUCUGCAAGCCAAAUGGCAGUCUCCAUAUCAGAGACUGUUUGCCCCAGAUGGGCGGCACAACUUGUCGAGCAGCAGCAGCAGCAGCAGCAGCAGCACUUCCACAUCAUCUUCAUCCGACCGCAACUGGCAGUGUGGUGGGCAUCUCAGAAGGCUGCAAUCCUCUAUUCACUACGAAGUCGAGGAAGAACGCCUUCUGAAGCCUCUGAACAACGACAACAACAGCAACAGGAUGGUUAAGCGGGAGAGGCGUCGGAGAUUCUCCUUGUUAAGGGGUGGUCUCUGAAGAAACCAAAUGACAUCUGCAGAGAGAGUGUAUAGAGAAAUUCGGCUGCCGGAAAUGGGAGGGGUUCCAUUUCUUCUUUACAUUUUUUUCCCAGGAAGAGUUUUUUUUUAACUGCCAAUUCUAUUGCGGCUUUUCUUUCUUCUUCUUCUUCUUCUUCAUUGGUUCUUUUUGACCCGAGAGAGAAAUAAAUCGUCGGCGGGAGCAGAGUUCAAACGGAGUUUACAAGGAAUCACAAGACAAAUACAUUACUGUUGAGGCAUUUUUCUUCUGUAUCGUAAUACUUCUUUUACAUUCAUCACAUCAAGUUGGGGCAAUCCGUGGAUCACAAGGACUGACUUACCAGCAGCAGAGGAAUACCCAUAGAAAGGAUAUAUAUUACUGUUCUAUUCUUUUUUACAUUGUUGUGUAUUUCAGUUUUGAUUGCGUUAUUCCUUGCCAGGUAUUUGGUUGGCCAAGGAAUUCCUUUCUCUGUGUGCCCUCUCUUCUUCUGAACUUGUUUUUUUAAUGUAUACGAAACUAUAAUUAUUGAGGUAUCUGUUAGCAAUUACAAAUUUAAUUAUACGUCAAUGUCGGAGAUUAGUGGUUGAUUGUUCAAUCAAUGAUGUUUGGGAAUGCCCUCUCUUAACGUUGUUAGGCUUUGUGUUUGGGGGGCCAGAACACGUGCAUUUGUUUGUCUGGGAUUGGUUCUGCGCAGUAAACUAAGAGCUGGCCAUGUGCCUAAGGCUGGUCUUGUGCUUAGUGAGGCAAUUUUAACCCGCCCGACGGGGGCAUUACCCGACUUGAUCUGCGAUGGGACCGAUAUUACCCGACCCGCAGUAGCGUGGGGCGGGGUAUGGGUAUCUACUUCUGACCCGCUCUGCCCCGCUCCGCUCCGCUCUAAACUCAUUUCAUCUCAAUUUCUUACCAUUUCUAUACAUAUUUAUCCUAUUUUGACUUUUCUUAAACUAGUUAGAGUCGCUCUUUCAAUUUGUUAGACUCAAUUACCCAUUCUAUUAUCACUAUUUUUCUUUCUUAAAGUGUUUUAUCCUUCGUUUUAUCAUAAAAAGUAAAAUUUACUUGUAUUUUUUUCGAAUAACAUGUAACAGUGGGUCGACCCGCCCCGCCCCAUACCCGCGCGAGUUUCACCCGCCUCGUAGUAGCGUGAAGCGGGACAUGAGAAUUGAGGUACCCGCCCCAUUGCUAUUGUGCUCUGCUAGCAUAUUAUCUGGCUGGGGAUGUUAUGUUUACAACAAUCAACCUUUUUUGGGCCUGUGGGCUAAGGGUAAAGGCCUGGGGAGAUAGUAAGUUAGAAGAAGGAGAAUUGGGUCUUCUAGCCCAACCAAGAAAGUCAGCCUACUCGCCCGGUCAAAAUUAGGGUUUCCGCUUCCGCCAAGAUUCCGAAGAAACGAAAUAGAGUAAA